Molecule: messenger RNA, 2246 nt
Organism: Moneuplotes crassus
Lineage: Eukaryota; Ciliophora; Spirotrichea; Euplotida; Euplotidae
Source: the annotation of a GenBank genome assembly
UUUGUAAAAUUGAUAUUAAUAUUAGUAUUGGGAGAGAAUAAAAUGGUACCUUUUGUGUAGAAUUUUGGUUUGAAAGGGGAGUUUAUUUUUACUGAAAGAUAUUUGAGCUUGUGUUUAUUUAUAACCCCAAUCUCCUCACUAAGACUACCACCUCCUAACUCCCCUCUAGACCAUAAAAAUACUCCUACUUCUCUUAACCUUAUUCCACCUUCACUGAUCCUCCCCCACCCAAAAUCUUCACGAAGUAACCCACCGUUCAAAAAUUCAACCCAAGCUGGAAAGGAGAUUCUUAGCAACAAAUUGUGGGAAUGGAGUCCUUGAUAGUGGUGAACAGUGAGAUGAUUCGAAUGGGAAUAGUGGAGAUGGAUGUAGCUCUGCUUGUAUUUUGGAGACUGGAUAUGAGUGGGAUGGAAGCGCAGUCAAAGAUAUUUGAGGAGACGGGAAAGUUGUUCUUAGGCAAUCUACUGGUACAAUAAUAUAUGUAGAUGAGUACUGAGAUGAUGGGAAUCUUGUUGACGGAGAUGGCUGAGAUAGCACAUGCAAAAGAGAAAGCGGAUAUCUUUGUUAUGGAGGCAGUCUCACCUCUAGUGAUGUUUGAAUUGAUAUAUGCGGAGAUGGAGUAAAAAUAAGUAAGGAUGCUGAAGAUUGAGAUGAUGGAGAUACUCUAAGUGGAGAUGGUUGUGAUUAUAAUUGAAAAGUUGAAGACGGGUACACUUGUUCAGGUGGAAGCUUAACUUCUCCUGAUGUUUGUACAAAGAAAUGAUCUGAUGAGAAUUGAAUAACCUGAAAUACCAAUGAUAUCACUAAAUGAUAUGUUUGUCAGGAUGGCUAUAAACUUCAAAGUAAUUUGACUUGUCUUGGAUCUAAUGUCACUCAGCAAGUGAAGCAAAUGGGCCAAGCAACCAUGGCUGCUACUGGAGCUGCAUCUUCAGUAGCUAUAGGAAUAUCCUUGCUUUCAUUUUCAUCUCCAAUGGCAAUCUGGUUCCUUGCUAACCAGUUCCAACUGUUUUCGCUUUUCUUAUUGACUAACACUGCUCUACCUGUCAACGUGGUUGAGUAUAUAAAAGGUAACUCGAUGUUCUCAUUUUCAAUGGACUUUAUUCCCUUUACUAAUGCAGCUAGCAAUGGGGUUUCAAAGGGUUUCAACAAAGACCAGAAGCACCAAGAACUUAGAGAUAUUGGUCUAGAAUCACAAAGCGCAUUUGUGAACAACCUAGGAUGACUUAUUACAUUAUUUAUCUUUGUCUUCUGUCACUUAGUUGUAUAUUUACUACAAAGCAAAUCUGCUCGGAUGAAUAGUCCACUUGAAGUAACCAAGUUUAGCAAGUUCAUGAUAAAAUUAUACAAAAUAUUUACUCUAGGAGUGUACAUCAGAUUCGUGUUGGAGGCUUUUCAGCUAAUUGUAAUGAGUUCAUUCUCUGAAAUUAUCACUCUUGAUGUAUCUGAGCCGCUCUCAGUUGUAUCUUGGGCACUAGCUCUCUUGCUUUUCUGUCUAAGUGUUGCUUAUUUUGGAAUAGCAGUUGUUCAUACAUGUAAGCUUCAGGAUGAUACUGAAAGAAGUGAGAGUUCAAAAUUAGAAGAGUUCAAUUCUGGACUUAAAAACAAAAAAUUAGCCAAAAUGUACACUCCAAUGAUACUACUCAGAAGAUAUCUGCUUGUGAUAUGGCUAGUCUGAAUGUUGAAGUCGGAUCCAAUUGUUAUUAUGUCAGUUAUAAUAUCGUUACAAGUGCUGUAUCUCUUCAUUCUUAUGAUUGCUAAGCCGUUUGAAGACAGAACAAACAAUGUUAUAGAAUUGGUAAAUGAGAUAAUUUUUACCAUUUUGAUUGGACUUUUAUGAAGAUUCAACACAGAGAAAGCUUGGAAUGGAUCAAUAGAUUCGAUUUUUAUAUCAAUAAUGCUGUUCAAUACACUCAUAGUCACUGUAAUUCUCACAAUAUCUUUUAUAUACAAGCUCAAGCAAAAAUUCAGCAAUCAAAAUCAAAAGAGAGGGAGUAACAAAAUAGCAAAUGUAUCAGGCAUAACUCCUCCUCACUUCUCAACCAUGCAUCAUCCUUCCAACUAUGCUUCUAGUCUUUCAGGGACUUCCUCUAUCCAGCUGGGGCUAUCCAAAUCUAAGCCCAUAAAACCAGAGCGAGUUGUAGACUGGAACUCCUCCUUCAAGCCAUCACUCAAGGAUCAUAGCCCCAAAGAGGAAUCUAAGUUUUAAACCAACAUAGAUUUUAGAAUUUGUCAUUAUCCUGGCCUAG